UCACCAGAUUAACCGUCAGGUUGAACUUCUCCCCACUCUGGAUUUUUUUGUCUAACUAUCAUCUAACAUGCUAGUAGAAAUAAUUCUAGGUAUUAAACAAAUCCGAAUCAAGUUUUAAAAGAGUAAAAAUUGGUUAAAAAGUAUAAUUUAAAAUUAUCAAUUCUUUCAUCAAAAACAAUGGAAAAAAGAAAAAACUCCGCAAAAAAUGUGUGUGAAAAUCCGCGAAAUUCGCUUUUUGUACUGUCAUUCUGUAAUCAUGAAUAAGAAUUUUAACAAGUCUACUUGCGCUGUUUGCUUUGAAGUUAAGGGAGAACACUCCAAAACUCUUAAUAAGAUAACAAAAGGAAUAGAGGAGAAGAUAGUAACUUUUAUUUGGCCUGCCUACAACCUGGGGAUUGGUGUUUGUCCAUCAGUUAUAUGUUCAAACUGUCGAAGAAAUCUGUUCUGUUUGGAGAAGGGCUCAACCGAAUACUUAUCAAAAUGGAUAGAAAAAGUAUCAAAGAUUGAAAGAGGAAGUAUCAGGAGAACUUCAAAGCUUGAUUUGAUUGCUAAUGUACCUGAAUCUGAAGAAAAAGACUGCUUUAAUCAUAGAAGACUCUGCAAUUUAUGUUUAACCCACUUAGGAAAGGGGUUAGAACACAACUGUGUAAAGAGUCAAGCUGUUUCAAACAUUAUCGGAUUAGCGUUAUCUUUGGAGCAUCCAUCCCCUGAGCAAGUAGCUGCUGGGAUCAUCAAGAUAAAGAUGGAAAGAGAGAGCAUUGAGAAAGGGGAGCAGUUUAAACUCUCUACUGGAGGGAAUCCUCUUUUCAUAACUGCUGGAGUAUCUGAUAUUAAAACCAAACGUGCGACACUCAAACAGAUAUCCUUUCAAACAAUCAUGGAACUAUCUAAUGUAUUGGAACUAUCCAAGAAUAAAACAAAGAAGCUCUGCACAGCUUUAAGGAGAAAUCUUGGAUCCACAACUACAGUUGAAUCCAACAUCUUUGAGAAAAUGGAUUCAAUUCAAGAUAAACUAGGAGAAUUCUAUGAAACUAAAACUGAGAACUUUUUACACAAUGAUGAAAUUACCAGUAGAAGCCUUGUGUAUGUUAAAGAUACAUCUGAUUUUCUAAGAUCCAUCAUUGAGGAAAGGGGACUUGAUAUACAUAAUUCUAUUGUUAGAAUUUCUGUAGAUGGAGGACAAGAUUUCCUAAAAGUAAUUGUAAAUGUGUUCGACCCUGCUGAGAAACAUUCAACUAGUGCCCUGUUUGAUGAUUCUGGAGUGAAAAGAUGUUUUGUGCUUGCCAUAGUAGAAGAUGUUUCAGAAGAUAAUGGAAACCUUCAAAAAGUAUUGUCCCCACUGAACCUUGAUGAUGUUUCAUACCAUAUUGCUCUUGAUUUAAAGUGUGCUAAUAGUGUGUUGGGUUUAUCCAGUCAUGCUGGUAAGUUCAGCUGUUUAUAUUGUGAAGGAGAAUGUACACUGGAUCCUGGAAUACCAAGAACCUUUGGUUCUAUUGAUGAUCACUAUCAACGGUAUGUAGAAGAUGGUAAGAAAAGAUCAAGGAUGAAAGAGUACAAGAAUGUGAUCAACCCCAGACUUAUUUAUUUAGAUGAGUCUCCAGAUGUGCUUUUACAUCAUAGAAUACCUCCACCUGAACUACAUAUUCUGAUGGGUGUGCUAACUAAACUUGCUCUUCUUCUUCUCACCCUAUGGCCUCAAUUUGAGUCAUGGAUGAAGAGUAAUUAUGUGAUGCUGCGAGGUUAUCAGGGAGUUGGUUUUGAUGGAAAUAAUGCAAACAGACUUUUAUCUCUUCUUUCAAUUCUAGAUAGAGAUUUGAGAGCUGAUGGUAGGUUGGACCUUCUUCCAAUAAUAGAUUGUUUGACCAAAUUUGCAGCAGUCAAAGAAAAUGUGUUCGGGAUAGAGUUAGGAUUAAACAUUCCCAGAAUCUUAAAUGAAUUUAAAAACUCAUUUAGUUAUCUACAAAAAUAUGUUCAAGAUAUUUUUGAACUAAAUCUAACUGUUUCCUGGAAAGUCCAUAUAGCAGUUUGCCAUAUCCUACCCUACAUAGAAAAAAAUAAAACUGGACUUGGCAACUUUGCUGAACAGACGGGUGAAGCUAUCCAUCACCAGUUCAAAAAAACCUGGAUCAAUUAUAAGCGCUCUGUCAACCAUUCGGAACAUGGAAGAAGAUUACAAAAUGCAGUCGUCCAGUUUGGGAUACACAAUAUGUGAUUUCAUCAAUAUAUUAUACUUGUUAAAAUGAUAUUUUUGAAACAUUUUAAUUUUAUCUGUAAUCUAUUAUACUUGUAAAAAUGAUCUUCUUAAAAAAAUUUGAAUAUAUUCUUAACAAUAUGUCCAUUUUGACACUUAACUGAUCAAAAAGAAGGGGAAAAUUGAAGGAUUUUAAAGAAGAAAAAAAAUGUGCCAAAAACUUGUGUUAAAACUUGAUUCGGAUUUGUUUGAUACCUAGAAUUAUUUCUACUAGCAUGUUAGAUGAUAGUUAGACAAAAAAAUCCAGAGUGGGGAGAAGUUCAACCUGACGGUUAAUCUGGUGAACAGUGAGGCAUUAAUGGACUUUAGACAUACUUAGUAGGAAAAAGAAGUUAUACUAGCUAUACAUAAUGUAAUUGCUUCUUUUUGCUACUGCUAUCUUAUAAAACAGCCAUUUUGUUUCAAGUUUCUCUGGGCAGCACAAGUUAAAUAGUUGAACUAACUACAAGGUGUCCCACAAAACAUGACUUAAAAGUUGUCUUUGAUCUUGGAAUUUAUUAAUGACUUUUAGUCAUCAACCUUCUUUAACAUGUUUGAUUCUUAAAACAAUGA
Molecule: messenger RNA, 2803 nt
Organism: Eurytemora carolleeae
Lineage: Eukaryota; Metazoa; Arthropoda; Copepoda; Calanoida; Temoridae
Exons: 3
Coding region: 206-2212 (668 amino acids)
Source: RefSeq, a predicted model, not a curated record